This is a messenger RNA of Chelonia mydas (Green sea turtle), 789 nucleotides long. Its product is annotated as C-C motif chemokine 4. The transcript is spliced from 3 exons. Gene Ontology annotation, molecular function: CCR chemokine receptor binding; chemokine activity. Gene Ontology annotation, biological process: positive regulation of ERK1 and ERK2 cascade; inflammatory response; cellular response to interleukin-1. Bases 46 to 330 code for a protein of 94 amino acids. Gene Ontology annotation, cellular component: extracellular region. The record is from RefSeq and is a predicted model, not a curated record. NCBI's taxonomy places the organism in Eukaryota, Metazoa, Chordata, Testudines, Cheloniidae.
UGAACCCUGCUCACCAGCCCCAGCAGGACCGUCCUCCAUCUCACCAUGGCAAAGGCAGCCGGGCUUGUCUGCGCGCUUCUCCUGCUGGCUUCCUUCUUCUGCCAGAGCCUGGCUCAGAAAGGCUCUGCUGUGCCGGAUAAGUGCUGCUUCAGAUUCCAGAAACGUAGGAUCAAGAGAGACAAUACAGUUGGCUAUUACCGCACCAGCCCAGUGUGCCCUCAGCCAGCCGUGGUAUUCAAAAUGAAAGAAGGCCAGGAGAUCUGUGCCGAGCCUGACAAGCCCUGGGUGAAAGAAUACCAGAAAUUUCUCAGCUUGGCUCGUAAAGUCUGAAGGCCACUGGGAGACGAGCCAGGAGCUCGCAGCUCGCUUGCUGUGCACGUCUCGUGGCACAAGGGAAUCCGCUUUAGCUUCAUCUAGAAAGCAUGUUCCUGUUUCACAACUGCAAUUAUAUAAUCACCCUCUGCUGUGCUGAAUGCUGGUUAAUAGCUGUGGUUAUUCUGACAUGGUCCCUUGAGAGACCAGAGGGACAGGAGCCCUGAAACGGGGAGGAGGCUGUUGUCUCAGAUGUUAGUCCCAUGAUGGAAUUCAUCUAGUAGCAACCUUUAGGAGCAAAAUGUUCUUCACUCAAGGGGUUUUCACUGCCUCUCUUUACCCCUCUGUGGAGCGACCUUCCUGAGGUUUCAGCUACAAAGCACCCUCUGCUGAGAUGUCCCCGCCUGCCGUGAUUGCCUGAUUUGCUUGUUAGCAUCAAUAAAAAUCCCAACUGCAUAAGCAGCAGUAGAGUCUGUU